UCCGGGGCGGAGUAGCCGCAGCCGGAGCCUGGGGCACUCCGCCCGGCGCCGUAUAAACGCGCCCAGCCCCUGUGUUGCCUAGCUUGGCCAGUCCGGCCAGUUGGUGGGCAUGGCGCUGAAGCCGGUGUUGGGGAAGCUCGGCAGCAAGCGGGUGGUGCUGGCCAGCGCCUCCCCCCGCCGGCAGGAGAUCCUCUGCAACGUGGGCCUCCGAUUUGAGGUGGUUCCAUCGUGGUUUAAAGAGACGCUUGAGAAGUCCUCUUUUGCAACCCCUUAUAAGUAUGCAAUAGAAACAGCAAAGCAGAAGGCACUUGAAGUGGCAAAUAGAAUGCAUGUAAAACACCUUAGAACUCCAGAUAUUGUCAUAGGAGCAGACACUAUUGUGACUGUUGAUGAAUACAUUCUGGAGAAACCAGUUGAUAAACAAGAUGCAUACAGGAUGCUGUCAAGGCUGAGUGGGAAGGAACACAGUGUCUUUACAGGAGUGGCUAUUGUUCAUUGCAACAGUAAAGAUAAUCGUCUAGAGACUGAAGUCACUGACUUCUAUGAAGAGACAAAAGUUAAAUUUGCUGACCUGUCUGAGGAGCUUUUAUGGGACUACAUUCACAGUGGAGAACCAAUGGACAAAGCUGGGGGCUAUGGAAUCCAAGCCCUUGGUGGAAUGUUAGUGGAAUACGUUCACGGAGACUUUUUAAAUGUGGUGGGAUUUCCUCUGAAUCACUUCUGCAAAAAGUUAGUGGAGUUGUAUUAUCCACCUCCCAAACAUACUUUACAUCAUAUAAAGCAUGACUCUGUCCCAUCUGUAGAGACUUUUGAGAACAUAAGUGAUGAGGAGAGUGAUUCUUCAAGUCCUAUACAGUAUAAAGAUGCUAUCAAAAUGGACAGAAGUAAGCUGCAUUCCUCAGGAGGUGGUUGCAGCCCUGGAAGCAGUAAUAUCAUCAAACCUAAUUGCAUGGUGCCUGUGGAAAAUUGGAAUGGAGUGAUGGAAAAUCCAGAUAAAUUCCCAUCUAAAAUUGUAGAACUUCUGGAUGGAUUUAGAGCUUCAAAGGCUUUGUUUGUGGCCUCUAAGCUCAAAGUGUUCGAUCUUUUGAAGAAUAAAGGUGUACUGCAGUCUGUGGAUGUCGCAAAUACAAUAAAUGCCUCUGUGUGUGGAACAGAAAGACUGCUUGAUGCGUGUGCUGCUCUUGGAUUGCUAGAGAAAACCAUUCAAGGUUACAGUAAUACAGAUUCAGCAAACACAUAUCUGGCAUCAGACAGUGAGGACUCACUUCAUGGCUACAUUAUCCACUCAAAUGACCAUCUUUGGCCUCUCUUUACACAUCUGGAGUCUGCUGUUAAAGAGGGAACCAUGCAGAACUACCGGGCUUUUGGGAAAAAAUCGGAGAAUUUAUUUCAGGACUCUUAUUACCAGAGUAUGGAAGUUAAGCAGCGUUUUAUGGCAGCCAUGCACAGUAUUGCCAAAUUGACAGCAAAAGAUGUGGCGACAGCUUUUGAUCUUUCCCAGUUCAGAUCUGCCUGUGAUUUAGGAGGUUGUACUGGAGCUCUGGCUAAUGAAUUGGUUCAAAAAUACCCAAACCUCAAAGUGACUGUGUUUGACCUUCCAGAAGUCAUUGCAAAUGUCUCUCACUUUCAACCUGUCGGACAGCAUACAGCUCCAGUGACAUUUACAUCCGGUGACUUCUUCAAAGAUAAUCUUCCAGCAGCAGAUCUGUACAUCCUUUCCCGCAUUCUACAUGACUGGACUGAUGAAAAGAUUCACGUGCUGUUAAGCAAAAUAUCAGCUGCUUGCAAACCAGGAAGUGCCUUGCUAGUGGCAGAAAUUGUGCUCAACGAAGAGAAGAUAAACCCUCCUAGAGCUGUACUGCAGUCCCUCAGUAUGACUGAAGGCAAGCAGAGAAGUGCCUCUGAAUAUAAGCAGCUGUUGGAAAAAUAUGGGUUCACCAGUGUACAAAUAAAGAUCACAGGAAACUUUCUAGACACUAUUCUGGGUUUCAGAAAACUUUCUGCACAUUAGUUUUUUUAUGCUACAAAUAACCGGGGUACCAAGCUUUGAUAAUUUAGACAACAUGUAUUAACCAUCCGCUAGCGUGCUUUGUUUUGCCAACUGCCUACCUAUUUCAAGGACUUUGUAUGAAAUUUCUAAUGGCCUGUGGUAUGUCUGUAUCCCAUCCAGAAAUGCAGCCUCAGCUCAUGUAGACAGAUCCAAGAUGCUAUAAGCUGACAGCUGUGUAGCUCCAGCAGCACAGAGCUCAGCAUUUUGUAAUUGCCCAGCUGCGUGGGUAGGUUUUGCAGCCUAGGUGAGUUCUCUGCUGCUGCUGCAACUACAUUGCUGUAAAAACUCAAGUUAGCCUGGAUAUGUCUAUGUGAGCUGUAAGCACACUUUCUGGCUGCGGUUCUCUGGAAAAUUGUUCAAAACUAAAGGAAGUUUUCUCCCUCACUAAGCAACAUAUUUAGUUGCUAUCAGCCGUUUUUGUUUGUUUUCACAAAAACAGUGUUUUGAAACAACUUUACCAACAAUGGAAAUUUGGGGGUGUUGAAGUGUUAGUGAUCCUUUCCCCGCCCUUAAUUUCCUUUGCUGUUUGGCCCAGAAGUAGAAGAGGAAGAUUUAACCCUGAGAUGCAUGUCUUUUUUGCAGCCAAAAGUCAAAACAAAACAAAGGGUGGUAUUUUGAAAUGGGUCUUAAUAUUCUAUGCACUUACUCCUUGGUCAUUGUGGUACCUUUGAAAAACCCACACAACUAUCAAGUCGCUAGUUUCUUGUUGAUGAAGAUUUGCAGUUCUCUAGAAAUCGCAAUUUCAUAAAUUCUGUAAGUGAAUUGUCCAGCACAUGCAUUCUCAAACUGAGAGCCUGAAUCAUUCCUCUCAAAUACAGCUUCGCCUAAGACCAUAGUCGACUUCAGACCUCACUGCAGCAGAUUUCCAUAGCAAUAUUCCCACUCAGCCAGGAUGAAAGGGAGGCUCUGCCUACUUUAAACUGUCAAGCUCAGCAACUUUUAAAGAUUCUAUGAACAAGGGCAACAAUUACAUAGAUUUGUCUGGCAGAGUUUGUCUUUUCAAGUUAAUCUUGCACCAUAAAUGUCUGUCAGUAACUUAGUUAGUUUGCUCAUUGAGCACUGAGCAGGGCAAAGGUGAGCUGGUGAAUCAGUCUUAUCAGUAGGGGUCAUACUACAAUCUGUAGUACAGCCACGCAAAAUCAUUGUAAAAACUUGUCACGUACUACUCCAGGCAUGGCCAGCCUGCCACGUGUGUGGCCUACGGCAGGCAGACAGGGCACCAGCAAGUGGGGCAGAAAGGAAAAGCAGAGCAACAGAUUGGGCAUGUAGUACAGGGCAGGAGGCAGAAAGAGCAGGCAGGGGAAAGGGAUCAGGGUGGGACCCUGAGAGGGUGCAGAGUUAAUUUUUGGCAUCCCUGCCAAAAAGUUGGUCACGACUGUACCAAGCAAUCUCUUCCACAUAAGAAUCUUUAUUCACCGUUAGCAGUAAAUGAGUCAAAUUUUGCAAGGCUGGUUUAAGCAUUGCAAGCAUUGCAUUUCAAAGACCAAGUGACCUCUUUCAAAAUGUCCAGCUACUAGACAAGUCUAAAACUCCUUUCUCUCUAGUACAAAAAAGUCUUAUUUCUGUCUUUUAACUGGUAUACAUUUAAAUAGGACUCAUUCCAGUAAGGCAUCAUACCAACAAGUUUCAAGUGUUAUUCUUGCAACAAAUAGAAGCUUAAUUCUGUUAAAUACAGCAUAUUGAUGAUGCAGGCAAGCACCAGGAUUGUAAUACUGUUACUGUCAAAUAAUUAAAUUGGAACCCUCUGAGUAUUGCAUACUCACUUACUGAGACUGGGCAUUUGCAUUAGAAGAGCAUCACUACUAAGUUUUUUUUUUUUUUUAAAAACAGAGAACUUACUUCGGAAGCAUCCAUUUUAGCAAAGACAUGACGCCGUUGUAACAAGUGGCUUUCUAUGUCAGCUGGCACAUUUAAAAUAAUUUUCACUAACUACUUUUGAAUGUCUGACAAAGGGUGGCUAAUGAGGGUUGCAGGAAAAUAUGUUUUGCGCUGCGGGUGAUGUCUGUAUUGUCAGAGUGUGCUCUCACUGUUACAAGGGAGAUUUGCUGACGAGCACAAAAGAUGAAGUGCUGCCUUUCAGAAAGCAGAGUGGGAAAGGACAUCAACAGUGUUUUCACUUGCUUUUCAUAAUCCCAGUUUGCACCCAAGAUUCCUAAUGAAUGCCUGGAAUUAUGCUGUGCGCAAGAGAUUCAAAAUUGGACAUGGUAAAAGCAGUUAGGGGCAGGACUGUAUGAUCAGUUUAAGUAUCCCAAAUUGGGGAGAAGUUAGACAGAUGGUCUGUCACAAAUUGCAGACAUAAAUAUGCAGCUUCCUAGACAGAACUUUGUGUAUAUUCACUGCUGACUAGGUCUUAAAGUUGUCUUCUAUUGUGAAAAAGCUGUCUGAACAAUGAUUAUAUUCAUGGAUAAUUUGGGGACAUUCAAGAUGAGGAAGACUUUAAUUAACUGUAAUGAGGGAUUAUGUUGGGGGAAAAAUAACAUGUCUGAACUGAUACCAGCAAUAAAGCCUGCUUGUUCUCUUCUUGCUGUUUUGGUAAAUUGCUUUAUGGCACUGAAGAAUACCUGUGUUGAUAUGAGGUGAUUCACCCAGUGAAAUGAAUGUAUCUGUACGUAUGAUCUCAUGUGCAUGUUCAUCAGAAUUCAGCUCAUUUGUCUGAAUUUCACUUUGGAGUGUGGGAUGUGUCACCAUUAUCUUUUAUAAAUAGUAUAGAGGAAAUACAGUGCUGAAAAAUGGGUUAAUGAUUUCCUUGUGGCUGAAACACCAAAGGGAUCAGUGCAAAAGGUGGAAGAGAUCGACAAAACAAUAAGAUUAAAGUAAGAGAUAGAGACAGGGAAAUUGGAAAAGAGUAUUAGGGAGUAAAGUGUGAUUGAAGUGAUAACAUAAUGUCUUCUUUUCAGUUUCCACUUUUCUACUGAAUUAAACAUACUGAUUCCAUUGCAGAAGUGAAAUAUUUUCUCUAUCAAGGAGACCAAAGGGGUUGUGGUAAUGGAUAUCUCAGUAUCAGUUGACAAGUGUCAGAGUUUAGGAAGGGUGGUCUAAUGGUUAACCUCCCUUUUCUUGGGCUCCACUUCAACUUUGGAUUUGUUAGCUGAUUCUUGGGCUGGAUGGGCAGCAGAGAAGUUUUUGGUCUCCCUUGCCAUCACCUUGAUGCCAUAGGUUGCUUCUCCCUAGUGUGUUCCAACAUCCACUUGCCUUAUUUAGCAUUAAACGUAGAACUGAAGACUUCAUUUCUGGGAAAACGGUUAAUAUAUUCUGCCCAGGAAAGCCUGUCCUUUCAUGUCCAAACCCUCCCUACCAAGAAACACUGACAUCCCCAACCCAAAGUGUUCAUCGACCAAAACCUACUACCACUGAAUUU
Molecule: messenger RNA, 5408 nt
Organism: Alligator sinensis (Chinese alligator)
Lineage: Eukaryota; Metazoa; Chordata; Crocodylia; Alligatoridae
Gene: ASMTL
Product: acetylserotonin O-methyltransferase like
Exons: 13
Coding region: 110-2011 (633 amino acids)
Molecular function (GO): O-methyltransferase activity; nucleoside triphosphate diphosphatase activity
Source: RefSeq, a predicted model, not a curated record